CCUCCCAGCAUUCACCCACAAUCUCCAGAGCGAGGGAGCAGCUGUUACUGUCUGCAACGCUUCGAAGGAACAGACUCAUCAUGAAGACUCUGUUGCUGACCGCCGCCAUCGUUGCAGGACUGUUUGGCUGCUUGGUGGCCUUCCCGCCCCCGGCCCCCUUCCCUUUCCCCGUCCCUUACCACGCCUUCUGCAGGGCUCUCUGGCUCUUUGCAACACCUUGUGCUGAAAUCAGCACCACCAUUGCACAGCAGAUUCAAAUCUCCGCCCCGGAGUAUAAGCUUGUGACCGCAACACCUUUGGUCAUCAAAGCCAACCACACGUCUGAUGGCGUCCAGAUGCAGAACGUCACCUUCUCUUUCAGUGACACCAUCCUGACCGGAGGCUGCCGCGUAUCUGCAGAGUCCAUCUCUCUUGGAUUUACCAGCCUUCUUGACGAUGGUCUCAACUAUUGCAACCUCUACAACUUGCUGGCAGCAAGUGGACUCACCUCGGCUCCAGGCUUCAUGGAGAUGACCAACGAGUGGGCCUGCAUGGGAUAUGGACUGGCCAAGUGCAAAGCCUAACGAGUUUUGUCUCAGUUUAUCAGAUGGCAGCAAAAAGUAGUUAUGUUUGAAUAAGAAAUAAGUUUCCUUGUGGAAAACAUUUCCACUUUGAAUGAGUAGAAAAAAAUAAAGUGAUGGUUUAAGAAUGCUUCUAA
Oryzias latipes (Japanese medaka) is the source of this 697-nucleotide messenger RNA. RefSeq lists its product as uncharacterized. Lineage: Eukaryota; Metazoa; Chordata; Actinopteri; Beloniformes; Adrianichthyidae. The record is from RefSeq and is a predicted model, not a curated record.